Trichoplusia ni (cabbage looper) is the source of this 1747-nucleotide messenger RNA. It is a transcript of the gene tex, whose product is annotated as THO complex subunit 3. The transcript has 7 exons. Gene Ontology annotation, biological process: mRNA export from nucleus. NCBI's taxonomy places the organism in Eukaryota, Metazoa, Arthropoda, Insecta, Lepidoptera, Noctuidae. Gene Ontology annotation, molecular function: protein binding. Gene Ontology annotation, cellular component: THO complex part of transcription export complex. The record is from RefSeq and is a predicted model, not a curated record. The coding region runs from base 10 to 1089 and encodes 359 amino acids.
ACAGGUAGAAUGUCAAAAUUGUCAAACAAUGCGGCGGUGAUUUCUGUUGCCGCUCUUAGUUUUGAUAAGACAACAACAAUAAACAAAAAUAAAAUGAAAGAGGCAAAGCAGUCACAAGCCCAGACUCCUAUAGAAGAUCUGGCGGAGUUACGUAGUUAUUUCGCAUCGCACAAUCUUGUUCGCGAAUACAAAGCCCAUAGUUCUAAAGUGCAUUCAGUUGGAUGGUCGUGUGACGGCAGGCGACUUGCAUCUGGAUCUUUUGAUAAAAGCGUAGCUAUAUUUACAUUGGAAAGAAACAAACUGGUUCAGGACUUCACUUUUAAGGGUCACACUGGGUCGGUAGACCAGCUAUGCUGGCACGCGUCGCACCCAGACCUCUUGAGUACGGCUAGUGGUGACAAAUCUGUUAGAAUAUGGGAUACAAGAUCUCAUAAAUGUGCAGCCACAAUCCCUACAAAAGGGGAGAACAUCAACAUAGCUUGGUCACCCAAUGGCAGCACUAUAGCAGUCGGAAACAAGGAGGAUUUAGUUUCCUUUAUAGACACCAAAACAUAUAAAGUGGUAACGGAAGAGCAGUUUAACUUUGAAGUCAAUGAGAUAUCAUGGAACAACACAUCAGAUCUGUUUUACCUGACCAAUGGACUAGGCUGUGUUCAUAUACUCUCCUACCCAUCUCUAGAACUACAGACAGUACUGAAGGCACACCCGGGCACAUGCAUCUGCAUCGAGCACGACCCGACCGCGCGGUACUUCGCCACCGGCUCUGCUGACGCCCUCGUCUCGUUGUGGGAUGUAAAUGAGUUAGCUUGUCUAAGAGUGUUCUCAAGACUAGAAUGGCCAGUCCGCACGCUAUCGUUUAGUUUCGACGGGCGCUUGCUCGCGUCAGCCAGUGAAGACCACAUCAUUGACAUAGGGGAUACAGAAACUGGUGAGAAGGUAGCGGAGAUCCCAGUGCAGGCGUCCACGUUCACGGUGGCGUGGCACCCGUCGCGCUACCUGGUGGCCUACGCCUGCGAGGACAAGGAGCCGCCCGAGAGGAAGCGCGACGCCGGGAACCUCAAGCUGUGGGGGCUGCCCAACAACAGCUAGGGACUAGCAUCACUAGGCUGUAUACUAGAGAUGUUGAUGGAUAAAAACCCAACAAAAGCCCUAACAUUCGCUGUGUGAGAAAUAAUAAUAGUAUUCCAACUUUCAUACAACGCCAUCUAGUCUCAAACUAAACAAAGCUUGUAUUAUGAGUACUAGACAAAUGAUAAACAUACUUAUUAUACCCAGAAACAGAAUAAAUAAUCGCGUUUAUCACACACACAUUGGUUCGGGCCUCGUAUCUGCGGUUUUUAUAAAUCAAUGUCUUCAAACCUCAAAGAAAUGAUGCUCAAUGACUGAAGCGUUCAAGUUUUAUGUUCAUAACAAAGAUUGACAAAGAUAGUCGUUCAAUAUUGUAGUAUAUGUAAAUCAUCUUAGACCUAUCAAAACCUUUUUUGAAAACUGACUACUAUAGUUUCAAACGACAACUUACAUCAAAAGUAUUUCAGUAAGAACAUGAGAAUGGGUUAUACAUAAAAAGUCUUUGAUCAUUUUACUGAUACAAAACACAAAAAUGAACUUUAUAAUUGAGCUCUUAGGACAUAAUUUUACUUGUGGAAUGUUUUACAUGAAACUUUUUCAAUGUAUAGGCAUUUCAUUAGUCGAUAGUAAAUUCGUAUGUAAGUUUAAUUAAGGUUUAAAAUAAAACUAGAAAGUUAUA